Chara braunii is the source of this 785-nucleotide messenger RNA. Lineage: Eukaryota; Viridiplantae; Streptophyta; Charophyceae; Charales; Characeae. The record is from the annotation of a GenBank genome assembly.
CUGAUAAGCCUGUAGGCAGACAUUUGUGGCUGUCAAACCACAAACAUUUGAUAGGUCUGCCCGCAGAUCUGAAUUGGUCACCACUGGAAAGCCAGAUCUGAUCUGGUGGGGUCGGCGCGUAAAUGACGAACGCCGUUGACGUGGUAGAGCAGGCUGCCGGUAAGACAAAGAAGUUGAAAGAACCCCACAGAUUACCAUCAAUACGACGCCGAGAAGGAGGGGGACUGGGAGGAGGGGAGAAUGAACGAGCCUGCCGACGUCCCAAUAUGGACAACGAAGAUAAGGGAGGGUCAGGUCUCAGCUGGCGUGGGGAAGAAGAAGAAGAAGAAGAAGAAGAAGAAGAAGAAGAAGAAGAAGAAGAAGAAGACGAAGAGGAAGGGGAAGAGGAAGGGGAAGAAGAAGAGGAAGAAGAAGAAGAAGAAGAAGAAGAAGAAGAAGAAGAAGAAGAAGAAGAAGAAGAAGAGGAGGAAGAAGGAGAAGAGGAGGAGGAAGAAGAAGAAGAAAAAGAAAAAGAGGAGGAAGAAGAAGAAGGAGGACGAGGAGGAGAAGAAGAAGGAGGAGGAGGAGAUGACAAAGAAGAAGAGGAUGCAGGCAAUGAGGGAGGAGAAGGAGAGGGAGGGGGAGGGGGAGAGGGAGAGGAAGGCAGAGUAUAUAUCGUCAAACAAAGGGGCUGUGACAGGGAGUGGCUGAGAGGGAGAAGAGGACAAACUGUUUCGGCUGAGAGGGAGAAGAGGACAACAAAGGAGAGACUGUGACAAACUGUUUCGGCAGAUUUUCACCGACUC